GGCUACAGCCGGAGCCUGUGAUGAUCCCCCCGGCGCUUCCCUCAAAGAGCCAACUCAACCUAUCUAUUCCUCAGCCUCCAUCACCCUCGGAUAACCCUCGGUACAGCACGCAGGCUAAUGACUCCAGCUCAGACUUGGACUCUGCUUUAGAUAGUAACACGAGCAGCUCAAACUUCGUUACAAAGCAUGAAGAAAUGCAUCUUCCAAACGAUGAAUUGGCAGAUGAUACGACACGGGGGAUAGAAUGGGAGCAAGACCGAUUGCAAGGCUUGCCACUGGAAGUGCGCCUCCAACGGGAACAUGAGAGAGAACUGGAAAGACUGGGCUUGACCUCCGCCGUGUCUAUGUUGGCAAUGGGGCCUUCGCGCUCUCAACUUACCCUUGUGCCUGCAAACCGAGAACGUCCAUAUCAGCCGGAGACUCCGAGAGAUCUCCUUAUAUUGGAUCCACCCUCAGCUUCACAAACUCCGAAAUCCUUGAAGUCGCCUCGUUCUCGUCCGUUCUUAGGAUUUGGACGCCGAGAUCGUGAAUCACACGAAGCAUCUGAGGGGCAGGCCUCAGCACCCUCGAUUCGGCCUACGCGCUCUCAGCUGACUCUCUCGCCCGCAAAGCAGGAGGAUGCUCCUCGACAUGAGGCCGUAGACGAGUCCUCUGGAUCUAGUCCCUCUGCAGAAAGUCAGGAAGACGAGUUGCGUGGCCGUAGCCCGACUCCACAAUCUCCUACACGCGCCAACAAGAGGCUAUUCCACAUAUUCUCUUCUGGGAAGCCCUUCCGAGAUCAACGACCAACUUCUCCAUCAUCUCCCACAUUUUCGUCCUCUCAGCUU
Messenger RNA from Heterobasidion irregulare TC 32-1, 827 nucleotides. RefSeq lists its product as uncharacterized. Lineage: Eukaryota; Fungi; Basidiomycota; Agaricomycetes; Russulales; Bondarzewiaceae. The annotation marks the transcript as partial. The transcript has a single exon. The record is from RefSeq and is a predicted model, not a curated record.